Molecule: messenger RNA, 867 nt
Organism: Phanerochaete carnosa HHB-10118-sp
Lineage: Eukaryota; Fungi; Basidiomycota; Agaricomycetes; Polyporales; Phanerochaetaceae
Exons: 2
Coding region: 43-777 (244 amino acids)
Source: RefSeq, a predicted model, not a curated record
CGCCGUCCCGUCGUGUAACACCUCGUCGCACUAGCCUGCACGAUGCCACCGGUUCUAGCACUUCUCGCUCAAACCGUCCUGCUGCCACUCAUAUGGCUGUCGGGGCUCGAGUUGCCCUCCCCAACGAGCAUUGCGUCGCCGGCAAACGACCCAAGCGUCCCCGUCCCUCUUCGCAUCGAGGGCGAGCACUGCACCGUCUUCGAGGGGAUAAUCCCCACCACAGGGCACAACAUCUCCACUCCAUCCUCCAAUGGCUCCCACCAUUGUGAUGGCACAAAUAAUAAGGCCCAUAACGUCUCUGGUCCAACUGCGACCACCGCGCUGGCGGACGCCGUGGAGAAGGAAAGCCUUCUAUUCGACGCAGUAUUCGAUACCAAAUUCGACGACUUUUUCAUUACCCGCGUAGGGGAUGGUGUCAAUACGAGCACCCAGAACUGGCGUCUCUACGUUGACUUCGUAGCUUCAAAUGUCGGGGGUUGCCAAGAACAAGUGUCAGCGAACAGACAAGUCCUCUGGGCAUUACAACGCAGCGACGUGCAUACGCUUCUCCACCUGGAAGGCCCGCACACAGCUUCCCAUGGAGUGCCUGUGGUAUUGACCGUGACGAACGGGUCAACAAGGAACCCGAUUAGUGGGGCAAGCGUUAGCAACCUUUUUCAGCCCACGAAUGCGAGUGGACAGGUUACUGUAACAUUUGAGGAGAAGAGGUCAGUGACACUGAAGGCGACGAAGGAGGGAACAGUUAGGUCGAAUGCAUUGACGAUCCUCGUUACUUGAUCAUCCGGGUCUCUGAAGCGUCGUAGUGGACUGGGUAGUAUUGUAGUAUCGCUGUACUUCGGAAUUACUCCUGAAGAGAAGAUUACUUGC